Molecule: messenger RNA, 1683 nt
Organism: Ilyonectria robusta
Lineage: Eukaryota; Fungi; Ascomycota; Sordariomycetes; Hypocreales; Nectriaceae
Product: major facilitator superfamily domain-containing protein
Exons: 11
Coding region: 68-1534 (488 amino acids)
Biological process (GO): pantothenate import across plasma membrane
Cellular component (GO): plasma membrane
Molecular function (GO): pantothenate transmembrane transporter activity
Source: RefSeq, a predicted model, not a curated record
CAGUGAUUCAUUACCAUCCAUCAAAACGUACAGGAGGAGGUUUCGUGUCCCAGAACUCGAAGAGACAAUGACGGGAAGCAAGAUCAGGAGCUUCUUCCUUGGCGAAGCAGCCAAGUCGAAAGAAGAACGUCGACUCGUCCAAAAAUUAGACUUCUUCAUUCUGACAUACUGCUGUCUGAGUUACUUCUUUAACUUCCUCGAUCGUGCUGCUUUCGCCAAUGCAUAUGUCGCUGGCCUCCGCGAGGCCUUGGACAUGAGUGCCAAGGAUUACAAUACAGUUCUCUCCGUGACGACUGCGGGAAUGGCGGUUGGCCAGAUACCCCACGGUCUUAUUAUUCAGAAAAUCCCCCCAAGAAUAUGGCUCCCUUCAAUGGUAGUCGUCUGGGCAGGGUUGACGAUCACAAGCGCUGCUGUGAAAACAACUACCCAGCUCUGCGUGAUACGUUUCUUCCUAGGCUUGACUGAGGCCAGCACCUACGCGGGAACAAUUUACAUCAUUGGUUCGUGGUACAAGCCUCUGGAAAUUGCGAAGCGAACUGCGCUUUUCACGGCAUCUGGCCAGGUCGGAACUAUGUUUGCCGGAGUUAUGAUGGCUGCCAUAUACAAGGGCAUGGGUGGCAUGGGAGGCCUAGGAGGCUGGCAAUGGGUCUUCAUCAUCGACGGAAUAAUCACACUGCCCAUUGCUAUUUUUGGAUUCUUUUAUUUUCCUGAUAUCCCGGAAAACACAACGGCAAGAUACCUCUCGGAGUCCGAGAAGAAAUUAGCAACGGCUCGGUUGCCUCCUAUUAAGCCAGAUGGGCACAGCAUUCACCCGUGGUCCUUGAUGAAGCGUCUGCUUUUUACACCAACUUUCUGGAUUCUUGUUUUCUGGUCACCUGUCUGCGCUACCCUCGAGGCCUUCUCCGUGCAAAACAACUUUUUGAUCUGGCUCAAAUACCAAUCCGAUCAUUUUUCGCAAAGCCAAAUCAACACAUACCCGUUGGGUGUGCAAGCUGUGGGUAUUGUCUCGAAUAUGCUCGCUGCAUGGCAUAUGGAUGUUACGGGUACACGCAUCCCAAUGGCUGUUCUAGCCUGCAUGUUGCAACUUGUAUGCGCCAUCAUGCUGUUGGUCCCUACACUGCCAUUUGCUGGCACCUUUUUCGCCUUUUACCUAUCCGGAACUGCAUACAUGGUCAACCCAUUGAUCUUCGGAUGGGCCAAUAUCAUCUUGCAGCGCAGCGGGGACGAUGCUGUGCGCAGCGUCACUCUCUACUCCAUGAAUGUUGGGUCCAUGGUGAUGUACACGUUUUGGGGUAUCGUUCUCUACUCGGCUGCGGAUGCACCGUACUGGAAGAAAGGUUCCAUUGCUAUGAUCGUGUGUUGUUUCGUUAUGCUCGGGUAUAUGUGGGUUGUUCACAAGUUGGAUAAACACACCCUUCAAAAGUACUCGAACCCAACGCCUGACGAUACAGAGAACGUUCGUGAGAAGAACGAUAUAGAGUUGGAUGUGGCUGGACAUGAGACUACCAGGGACUCGAAGACCGCAAGUUCCUAGUGUUGGGAAGAUUUGGUGUGUCUUUUUGGGCCGCGAGCGAUCGAACGCCCGUUUCCCUCUCUGUGCAACAUACGACAGACAGAAUUUAUCCAGUAUUAAACAUCGGAUCAUAAAAUAUUAGAUUAGUCACAACGUGUUUUGUAGUCUAU